Molecule: messenger RNA, 1785 nt
Organism: Lolium perenne
Lineage: Eukaryota; Viridiplantae; Streptophyta; Magnoliopsida; Poales; Poaceae
Product: cyclic dof factor 1
Biological process (GO): regulation of DNA-templated transcription
Molecular function (GO): DNA-binding transcription factor activity; DNA binding
Source: RefSeq, a predicted model, not a curated record
AGUUCUAUCCCCAUUCCCAUCCACUCCCAGCAACUCUAGCAAGUCGCAAACAAAAAAUCUUCAGACCCGAUCGCUGCCUGUUGUCUGCGAGCAUAGCAAUACAUACAGCGUAGCACAGUAGGGAUUGGUGGUCUGGUCCAAGAAAAUCCAAGAACCAAGCAGAGCCAGGAAGAAGCACAACAGUUUUGCUGUUGCAAGACGGUGGUUGAUAGCCUGAUCGGACGGAGAGAUGGGGCAGUACAGGUCGGCGGCCGGAGGAGGAGGAGACUGCCAGAUCAAGCUGUUCGGGAAGACCAUCCCCGUGCCGGACGCCAGCGCCGGAGACGUCCACAAGCAGGACCUUCAGCACAGCGGCAGCAGCACGACACAACCAAGAGUAAAAGAAAUCAUCCCUCAGGACUCCACGGAUUCGCCUCCGCAGCCGGAGGUUGUGGACAUGGAGGACCCAUCUGCUGUCAAGAACUCAUCAGAAGACCAGCAGGAAGAACAGGACGACACGGCCAACCAGAAGGAGAAGCUCAAGAAGCCUGACAAGAUCCUGCCCUGCCCCCGGUGCAGCAGCAUGGACACCAAGUUCUGCUACUACAACAACUACAACAUCAACCAGCCGCGCCACUUCUGCAAGAAUUGCCAGAGGUACUGGACGGCCGGUGGGGCCAUGCGCAACGUGCCCGUGGGUGCAGGCCGCCGCAAGAGCAAGAGUAUAACGGCCGCUUCCCACUUCCUUCAGAGGAUCAGGGCCGCUAUGCCCGGUGAUCCUCUCUGCACCCCAGUCAAGACCAACGGCACGGUGCUCAGCUUCGGGUCCAGCACAUCCACCUUAGACCACACAGAACAAAUGAAGCACAUCAAGGAGCGCAUGCCAAUAACCCGGAUCGAGAACACCGAUGACCCAUCGGUUGGGUCUUGUGCUGAUGGAUGGGCCAAGGCAGAAGAGUCAAACCAAAUGAACUCGAGGGAGAGAGUUGCAGCAGAUGAACCCGCAAACGUGCAGCAUCCAUGCAUGAACGGGGGAACCAUGUGGCCAUUCGGUUACGCACCAUCACCUGCCUAUUUCACCUCAAACGUAGCAAUUCCAUUCUAUCCAGCACCUGCUGCUUACUGGGGCUGCAUGGUUCCGGGAGCCUGGAACACUCCAUGGCAGCAACAGUCUCAGUCUCAAUCUGGCUCAUCACCUAGUGCUGCUUCUCCAGUAUCAACAGUGUCGAGCUGCUUCCAGUCACGAAAGCACCCUAGAGAUGGUGAUGAGGAAAGAAAUGCCAACGGUAAUGGCAAGGUGUGGGUGCCGAAGACGAUCCGGAUUGAUGACGUAGACGAGGUGGCCAGGAGUUCUAUCUGGUCGCUUAUUGGGAUCAAGGGCGACAAGGUGGGGACAGAUGAUUCCAGAGGGUGUAAGCUUGCGAGGGUUUUUUAUCCAAAGGAUGCGGCAAAGACGACAACUCACAGAGUUAUCAAUAGCUCGCCGUUCUUGAAGGGGAACCCAGCUGCACAAUCGCGCUCAGUGAGCUUUCAAGAGAGAUCUUGAGCACCAUCAGAAAAUUCUUCAUGCUGCCUUCUGCUACUAUAAAGACCAUCUAGCAUGAUACAGAUGAAAUUUUGUACAUUACAAUUGUAUACUAGAUAUGAGAUAUGGAGUGUUACAACAUAACUAUAGUUGGACACUGUAGCUGUAGCUGUACUAGGUAGCUUGUAGAUAGCUAUUUGGUUUGGGGAAAGAUUGGAAGCGGAAGCUCCCUGGAUAAAUAUGAUAUAAGGAUUGGAAUAUUUCACCAGCAAAUUUCUUUC